Molecule: messenger RNA, 618 nt
Organism: Cuculus canorus (common cuckoo)
Lineage: Eukaryota; Metazoa; Chordata; Aves; Cuculiformes; Cuculidae
Gene: POLR2I
Product: RNA polymerase II subunit I
Exons: 6
Coding region: 90-467 (125 amino acids)
Biological process (GO): transcription-coupled nucleotide-excision repair; maintenance of transcriptional fidelity during transcription elongation by RNA polymerase II; transcription initiation at RNA polymerase II promoter
Cellular component (GO): RNA polymerase II, core complex
Molecular function (GO): nucleic acid binding; DNA-directed RNA polymerase activity; zinc ion binding
Source: RefSeq, a predicted model, not a curated record
CGCGGCCAAUGGGAGGGGGCGCCUCGCGCGGGGGGCGGUGGGCAGUUCGCGGCGCGGUUUGACCGCGCGCGGCCGCCGUCGGCGCCGCCAUGGAGGCGGAUGGAGCCUACGAGCCGGGCUUCGUGGGGAUCCGGUUCUGCCAGGAGUGCAACAACAUGCUAUACCCUAAGGAGGACAAGGAGAACCGGAUCCUGCUCUAUGCUUGCCGCAACUGCGAUUACCAGCAAGAAGCUGACAACAGCUGCAUCUACGUCAACAAGAUCACCCACGAAGUGGAUGAGCUCACGCAGAUCAUUGCUGAUGUCUCCCAGGACCCCACGCUGCCCCGCACUGAGGACCAUCCAUGCCAGAAGUGCGGGCACAAGGAGGCAGUCUUCUUCCAGUCACACAGUGCCAGAGCUGAGGAUGCCAUGAGGCUCUACUAUGUCUGCACCGCCCCACACUGCGGCCACCGCUGGACUGAGUGACAGUGCCCAGAGAUGAUCCCAAACCCCAAAAUCACCACAGAUCAUGAUUGCUGCCCCAAAACAGCCCAUAUGCCCCCCAACCCUGUGUCUGUCCCUGCCAUACCCACUGGGGUGGCAUUUCUGUGUCAAUAAAGUUUAUUUUUGCCAGUGG